Messenger RNA from Menidia menidia (Atlantic silverside), 3903 nucleotides. The record is from the annotation of a GenBank genome assembly. NCBI's taxonomy places the organism in Eukaryota, Metazoa, Chordata, Actinopteri, Atheriniformes, Atherinopsidae.
AUGUAUUCUGUUGCUCCCCCGAGACUCCCCAAGUCUCGGCUCCUCUCCGCGGUUGGCUUUGACACGGAGAACAGAGACUCGCGCGAUAUGGAGACAUGCAGAUUUGACAAGAAUUGUCAAUCUCCAACUGAAGUCACCGACCAAGAUGGCCAGACUUUACCCCGGGAGCAAGAGGUGUCUGCCGCUGAGGUGGUGCCAGUAGUUUCCCCUCCUAGCUUAAAGGAUGUACAGCAGGCUGUGCAGGAGGCCUCGGAGCAGGUGGAGGGCCGUGGGGCAGAGGAAGUCUUAAAGGAGCUGCUGGAGAGGGUGGUAGAGGCAGCUCUUGGCAAAGCAGAAGGAGGGAGCGAAGAAAAUGGCAUGACAGUAGCUGAGGAGGAUGUACAGGGAGCUCAAGUCGAGGAGAGUGUGGCUGAAGCUGUAGAUGACGUUUUAGAGCAGCCCCUCGAGCAUGGUGAUACAGACAAAGAGGGAGAACCUGUAGGCUCUCAAGAGACAGAGGUAGUAGUAGAAAAUGAUACAUUUGAAAAUGGAGAGGAGAAAGGUGCUGUACAAGGAGAGGGUGACACAGCAGCUGGACUUGUGGAGGAGUCAACUGAAACUGUGGAGACUGAAGUCAGUGAAGAAGAGGGUUUGGAUGUUGUUAAAGAAUUACUAGGUACUGAAUUCAGUCAGGAGGAUACAGAAGGAGAUUCAGAAGAGGCAGAAGGGGAUUUAGAAGUUCAGGAAGAAGGGGAUGAAGGCCAAAAAGAGCAGACUGUGUUGUCAGUAGAAAAAGCUGAAACAACAGCAAUGGUGGAACCGGAAGAAGCUCCUGCUCCUGUGGAGGUAGCUGUGGAUGUGCAGCCAAAACAACAAACCGUGAAAGAGUCUGACCCCAUCCUGAGAGUAGUUGAUGAAGAACAAAUGGGAAAUGACCAAGAACAAGAAGCGGCUCCAAAAGAAGAAACUCCAACCAACGUAAAUCAGACUGAUGCAACAGCACUGCCUUCAAAUGAUCAUGAAAUAAAAGCAACACAGCCCAUUGAAAGAGAACAAGAUGAAGACGAGGAAGGAAUCGAGACAGAGGACACAGAAGGGCCAAUAGAAGGAGAUGGAGAUCAACUUUUUGUCGAAGGAGGAAUUCAAGAAGAGGUAGAAGAAGAUGCAGAUUUAACAGGAGAAACUGGAGAUGUAAAGGUUGAUGAUGGUGUGAUGAAAAACAAUUCUGAGGUUUUGGUGAAUGAGGGAGGUGGCAAGAAAGUUGGAGAGGAUACAGUGGAGGAUUCGCUUGGCAGUGAUAAAGAGGAUCAAGGUACAGUUGACAAACCCUACACCAUGGCCUCUAGGCUUAAUUUUCAUGUGUGUGUUACAUACCAAACUCCUCUUCUAGAGAUAUUGGGGAUCUCUGGCCCACUGCCUGAGAAUGUUGCCGAGGACUCUACAGAGCAGAACCCUGAAAUCCAGCCCCCCACGUCUAAUCCACCCCCGGCUGAGGUAGAGAAUCAAGAAAAUACCCUUGGUCAAGAGAGUUCUGACCAUGGCAAUGAGCCCAUCAUCCCCACUCUUGGCAUUUUGCCACAUGACCCUGCCGUGGCCCUACCGACACGUGACGAUUUGGAGAAUGAUGUUGUGGCUGGACUUGCUCAGACUGAAGGAGAGGAACCAGGGGAGGCCAAUGAGCAGGUGGAAGAUGUACCUGCAGCUAGAGAGACGAGUGACCAGGACCUGGAAGCAUGGAAGAUCGGUGCUAUUUUUGCUUCAGUCUUCCUUGUUAUAGAGACUGUUGUCAUCAUUGUCUAUAUCCUCAAAUGCAGAACCCAAAAAAGUUCCCUGGACCUGCAGCGGACAUGUGAAGAAGGGUGUGUUGAACCAGAGGCGGCCACAGGGGGUGAUUGCAGUGAUGACACUUUGCCUGUGGGCAACACUCAACAGAUAGCCAUGCUUAACUCGUCCGAUGCAGCUCCAGCCAAAGAAAGGGAGCGGCAUAAAGAUGAGCAUCCGAUAGCAAUGUCAGACCUCCUGCCCAGCUCCAAUGAGGAAGGGGCUGAAACCGGACCAGGUUCAGACUCCUCAGCAGAUCUCAAAACCUCCAUAUACAUAUGGAGAGGGGGUCUCCUGGUGGUGGCCUUUUGUGCCAGCCUAUCGCUAGCCCAGUUCCCCCGGGAGUGCGUCACCGUGGCCGGGCUGCAGAGCGGCCAGUGCUGCCCGUCCCCUACCGGGGUGGCGGGGGACGAGUGCGGCGCCAGCACGGGGAGAGGCCAGUGCGUCUCCAUUGCCGCCGACAGCCGUCGGCACGGGCCGCAGUACCCCUACGCCGGGCGUGACGACAGAGAGAGGUGGCCUUUGAGAUAUUUCAACCGCACCUGCCAGUGCAAUGGGAAUUUCACCGGCUACAACUGUGGACGAUGCAGGCAUGGGAUGAGUGGACCGAACUGUGACCAGAGAAUCUCAGUGGUGAGGAGAAAUAUCAUGCAGAUGAGCACAGCUGAGAAGCAAGCUUUUGUGAACGCCUUGGACCAAGCAAAGAGGACUGUUCACCCUGACCUGGUCAUUUGCACGAGAAGCUGCAGGAUGGAUGUGCAAAUUAGGUACCAGGAGGUGUAUGGGCCAGAUGGUAACACCCCCCAGUUUGAGAACAUCACCAUUUACAACUACUUUGUUUGGACGCACUACUACUCAGUCAGCAAGACAUACCUCGGUCCGGGCCAGACGAGCUUUGGAGGCGUGGACUUUUCCCACGAGGGCCCGGGCUUUGUCACCUGGCAUCGUUUCCAUCUGCUGCAGCUGGAAAGAGACAUGCAGGACAUGCUGGGGGAUCCCACCUUUGCCCUGCCCUACUGGAACUUUGCCAUCGGAGGCAGCGACUGUGACAUCUGCACCGACGACCUCCUGGGAGCCAGGAGCUCAUUCGACAUGAACUCCAUCAGCCCCAACUCUGUGUUCUCUCAGUGGAGGGUCAUCUGCGAGAGUGUGGAGGACUACGACUCCUUGGGCACCAUCUGCAACAGUAAUGACAGCUACACAAAUACUCAUUAUUCCUCGCUGCUAAGUCGGCUGGUGCGGCUGGUGUACCACAUCGUCUCAGCUGCAUUAGAAAAAGAGGGCAAGGAGCUCGUAAAGAGAACAUAUUCGGAGAGCAGUCCCAUCAGGAGGAACCCCGCGGGCAACGUGGCGCGGCCCAUGGUGCAGAGGCUGCCGGAGCCUCAGGAUGUGCUGGACUGUCUGGAGCUCAACACUUUCGACACUCCUCCGUAUUACUCCACCUCCUCCGAGAGCUUCAGGAACACCAUUGAAGGCUACAGUGCCCCUCAGGGGAUGUAUGACCCCGUCAUCCGCAGCCUCCACAACCUGGCCCACCUCUUUCUCAACGGGACAGGUGGACAGACCCAUCUGUCACCCAACGAUCCCAUCUUUGUCUUGCUGCACACCUUCACCGACGCCGUUUUUGACGAGUGGCUCCGCAGACAUCAACCGGGUGAGAUUGUUUACCCAGAGGAAAACGCUCCAAUUGGACACAACCGAAGGUUCAACAUGGUUCCCUUUUGGCCUCCUGUAACCAAUGCUGAGAUGUUUGUGAGCGCCCCGGACAGCCUUGGGUACUCAUACGAGGUCCAGUGGCCAGCCCGUGCCUUCACCUUGUCUGAGAUCAUAACUGUGGCCGUUGUCAUGGCGGUGGUGGUGGUGGCGGUGCUGGGCGGCGUCAUUGCCUGCGUAGUGCGAGCUCGUUCCAACAGCUCGGCAGAGGCCCUGGAGCCCCUGCUGGGAGAAACUUUCCGGCGUUACUCAGAGGACGACAGGAGGCCAGCUUUUGCUUCAGAUUCUGUCUGUGGGACCACCUGGCCUGGUGAUGUCCACAGCUUCGGCGUGGGUCACUCCCUCCAGGCAGUGCCCGUUAACGGCAAUGAUCUGAUCGCCGCGUUUUAG